AUGUCUUUAGAGCCCGAGGUCAAGACCGAAGGGAAAGACCUUCAAAACGAAGCAGGCCUUGGUCAGGUAAAGGAUGGUUCUAGGACCACUUUAGCCGAUGCUGAUGAACUAAUGAAGGUUUUCCAGAAGAAGCUAAGGGCUGUUGUUAACAUGGACCAUACUGCAAACACCACUUUCAAUGACUUGAAGCUUAUGAAUGAUGAGUUUCAGUUCCUUGCUACCACGAAUGGUAUUUACCUUGAUCGCAAAUUCACUGAUAAAUUGAGAACUCAAGUGGAUAAAAUGAAUCCUUCAACUGAUAUAUAUGACAAGAUUUUCAAACGUCAAAAGCAGGCAAGAGAAGAAGCUGGAGCUUUAGACCACCUAAAAUCUACAGUAUUAGAUUACAUGGUAGAUGUUCAAACUGAACGUGAAUACAUCCUCCAAAAUUUGAACGAAUCUAAUUCAAGUAGUAAGUUAUCACCGGAUGAAAAUCCAUAUGUGGCACCAUUGAGAGUCAACUAUAUAGAUCCAAUCAAAAACUUAGCAUUUAAUGGAUUUAAUGCUAAAGCUACCCAAGAACCAAAUAGACCACAACGUAGAAGUAGAAGGACCUCUAGCGUGAAAACUAAUGAGAAUCAAUCAACGGCCAGUAAACCUAAUACCAGAGGAAGCAAGGGCAAAUCUAAAAAGAAUUCACUUGCAACGACUGCAAUUACGAAUAAUGUUGUGAAAUCGAAAAGAAAGAGAAAACCAACGGUCCGUGCGGAUGAGAUACUAGAUGAUGAAGAAUUUGAGACAGAAUUAACUGCAAUUUUGGAAAACCAACAAGAGGAGGAGGAACCAAAGAAAAAAAGAAGGAGGGGCAAAAAUACUGUUUCCACUGAAGAUGCUGUGAGUCAUACAGAAAAUGUCAAACCACCGGAGCCUGUUAUUGAAGAAAGUCUAUCUCAGAAGCAGCUGAAGUCCCUUGAAAGACAUUACGAUAACACUUAUAUUUCAAUUUGGAAAGAUUUGGCAAGAAAAGAUGGACCAAAAGCUUAUAGGUUGUUCCAGCAAACUGCUCAAGCAAAAUCUAUCAACAUGAGAAAGACGGCACAGUUAGCCAUGAGAGAAUGCAAGAAAUGGCAAAGUAAAACCACCAAGCAACAAAAGGAUUUGAAUGCAAAGGCUAGAAGAAACAUGAGAGAAAUGUUAAGUUUCUGGAAGAAAAACGAAAAAGAAGAAAGAAAUUUGAGAUUGAAAGCCGAACAAGAAGCUCUGGCUAAGGCUAAGAAAGAGGAAGAAGAAAGAGAAGCAAAGAGACAAGCUAGGAAACUAAACUUCUUAAUCAACCAAACCGAACUAUAUUCUCACUUCAUUGGUAGGAAAAUUAAAACUAGUGAAAUGGAAGGUGAAAUGGGCGACAAAAAUAUACCAAGUAGUUCUUCAACCAACUCCAAUGGUAAACAUCUUUCCGAAGAUCAGGUUGAUUUGAGUUUGGCGACGAAAGAUUUCAAUGCUUUGAAUUUUGAUGAAGAGGAUGAAGCUGAAUUACAAAAGAGGGCUGCUGCCAAUGCACAAUCGGCCUUGUUAGAAGCUAAAAAUAAGGCACAGCAGUUUAAUCAUGGUGUCAAGAGAGCUGAUAAUAAUUCUGACGACUCGGCAGACGAAUCUGAUGAGGAGGAUAAUGAGGGCGAGUUGAAUUUCAAAAACCCAUCUUCAGCUGGUGACCUUGUUGUUGACCAACCUAAAUUAUUGAACUGCACCCUAAAGGAAUAUCAACGUAAAGGUUUGAACUGGUUGGCGAAUCUAUACGAGCAAGGUAUAAAUGGUAUUUUGGCAGACGAAAUGGGUCUCGGUAAAACUGUUCAAUCUAUUUCGGUCCUUGCAUACUUGGCGGAAACGCAUGAUAUUUGGGGACCUUUCCUUGUUGUGACACCUUCCUCGACGUUACAUAACUGGCAACAGGAAAUUACAAAGUUUGUGCCUGAUUUCAAUGUCUUACCAUAUUGGGGUACUGCCAAAGAUCGUAAAGUUCUACGUAAAUUUUGGGACAGAAAAAAUAUUAUAUACAAUAGAAAUACUCCAUUUCAUGUUGUUGUUACUUCUUAUCAGUUAGUCGUUGCAGAUCAACAAUAUUUUCAAAAAAUGAAGUGGCAGUAUAUGAUUUUAGAUGAAGCACAGGCCAUUAAAUCAUCUCAGUCUACCAGAUGGAAGUCGCUACUCAACUUACAAUGCCGUAAUAGAUUACUUUUAACUGGUACUCCAAUUCAAAAUAACAUGCAAGAAUUAUGGGCCUUGUUGCAUUUUAUCAUGCCUUCAUUGUUUGAUUCUCAUGAUGAGUUCAGUGAAUGGUUUUCCAAAGAUAUUGAGGCGCAUGCUCAAGCUAAUUCCAAAUUGAAUGAAGAGCAAUUGCGUAGGUUACAUGCUAUUCUAAAGCCAUUUAUGUUACGUAGAAUCAAGAAAAACGUUCAAAGCGAAUUGGGUGAUAAGAUCGAGGUUGAUGUUUACUGUGAUCUGACUAAUAGACAAAAAAAGUUGUACCGUAUGUUACGUUCCCAAAUCAACUUGAUGGACUUGAUUGAGAACAAUAAAAGAAUUGGUAACAAUGAAGAAGUUGAGUCGUUAAUGAACGUUGUCAUGCAAUUUAGAAAAGUUUGUAAUCAUCCUGAUUUGUUCGAAAGAGCAGAUACAAAGUCUGCAUUUAGCUUCUCUUCUUAUUCAAUGACAGGUAAUUUACUAAAAGAAGUUAAUGAACCUUUAUUGGAAUUGAAUUACAGCACAAGGAACCUAAUCGAGUAUAGGAUACCAAAACUCAUCAUUGAUGACCUUCUGUUACCAUCAUUUGAGAAAGAGAAUCUUACUGACAAGGAACGAAUGAUAAAAAAAAUGUUUUCUGUUUACAAUGCCGAAUCUUUAGUCAGUAAUGAGAAAAAUGAAAUGAAUGUUCUCAAGUUUGUUAGGGAGUCACCUAGUGAGGUGAAACGGAUUGUCAAUAAUAAUGUAUUAAUCAAUGCAGUGAAUAAUAGAAAUUAUGGACAAACUACUAGAGAUUCAAGGGCAAAACUCAUAGAGGAAAUAUAUGGUCAUGACGAGAAGAAUUCGGUGGUAUUGAGCUCGCAAGUAUCUGAUAAAAUUCCAAACCAUAUGAGAGAUGCCAUAGACAGUGUUUCGAAAGCUAUGUACAUGAGAAGUUUCCAAAAAGGUUAUCAUGAUAAUGCUAGGGCUCCUCCAGUUGAAUUAGUAAUUUCAAAAAGUAACUUAAACUCAAUAAAAAAUGACGUUUUAUUUAGUCCUACAAUAAGACAAGCACUAUUGCCAUUGAACCUUGACACGCAAGCUGCACUGAUUGAAAAUGAAGUUCCUCUCAAAGAUUGGCCGAAAGCAGAGAUGUUACCUGAAGAAGAAUCCAAUUACAUGGGAGGUGGUACUAUACGACUUCCAUCAAUGGAAAGAUUUGUUCUAGAAAGUGCCAAGUUGAAGAAACUUGACCAAAUGUUGGUUGACCUUAAGAAAGGUGGUCAUAAGUGUUUGAUUUACUUUCAAAUGACUAGAAUGAUGGAUCUAAUGGAGGAAUAUUUGACUUACAGACAAUAUAAAUACAUCAGGUUGGAUGGUUCCUCUAGACUCUCGGACAGAAGAGAUUUGGUGAAUGAUUGGCAAACGAAUCCUGAACUAUUUAUCUUCUUGUUGUCGACAAGAGCAGGUGGUUUAGGUAUUAAUCUUACUGCUGCAGAUACCGUUAUUUUCUACGAUUCGGAUUGGAACCCAACAAUCGAUUCGCAAGCCAUGGACCGUGCUCACAGAUUGGGACAAACUAGGCAAGUUACUGUUUACAGAUUGUUAGUUCGUGGCACAAUCGAAGAACGUAUGAGAGACCGUGCUAAGCAAAAGGAGCACGUCCAACAGGUCGUCAUGGAAGGCAAAGUUGAUGUUCUUGAACAACCUGAGGAAAGGGAGAAAUCUGAUAAGAAAGAAAUGGCACUCUGGCUACUUGAAGACGAUAAAUAG
Messenger RNA from Pichia kudriavzevii, 3972 nucleotides. RefSeq lists its product as uncharacterized. The transcript has a single exon. Gene Ontology annotation, biological process: DNA repair. Gene Ontology annotation, cellular component: Ino80 complex. The record is from RefSeq and is a predicted model, not a curated record. Gene Ontology annotation, molecular function: histone binding; ATP-dependent chromatin remodeler activity; ATP binding. Bases 1 to 3972 code for a protein of 1323 amino acids. NCBI's taxonomy places the organism in Eukaryota, Fungi, Ascomycota, Pichiomycetes, Pichiales, Pichiaceae.